AUGUCUGCUUCCUCCACUUCGAUUAGUUCGCACUUGAAUAAACUUGAGAAAGCUGAGCAAACUAUCGAGGCCAACCCAGACGUCAACCGCACCCCGCCCGAUGGAGGCGCCAAAGCAUGGGCUUGUGUCGCAGGCUCUUUUCUUCUUCAAUUUUGCUCGUUUGGCUAUGUGAAUGCCUGCGGUAUAUUCCAGCUCUAUUAUAAGGAAUCAUUACUCAACGGCCAGUCAUCGUCUGCCCUUGCUUGGAUCACCACACUACAGAUCUUUCUUCUCUUCAUGUUCGGCCCUGCCAUCGGCAAACUUGUUGACGUCUUCGGAUGUCGAAAGAUUCUGCCACCCUUCAGCAUCCUGGCUAUCUUUUCGGUGUGCAUGUUGAGUCUUUGCACGACCUACUGGCAGGUCGUGCUAGCUCAAGGUGUUUGUUUUGGUCUAGCCGCCGCAGGACUCUGCAUUCCAGCUAUGGCUAUCGCAACACAAUGGUUCUCCACCAAGAGAGGAUUGGCUGUUGGAAUUGUUUCGGCAGGGAGCAGUUUAGGCGGCGUCAUAUAUCCGUGCGUUAUUCCACGGUUGAUUGAAGAAGUCGGUUUCGCUUCCGCUGUUCGUUGGACUGCCCUCUUGCAGGGUGUCCUUCUCUUAGUGGCCAACUUACUUUGCUCGUCUCCUUUCCCGCCUGUGGGCAAAGGAGAUACUAAAACAGAUGCUGCAUCAAGCUCAGGAUUCAAAGCAUUCAAGAGUUGGGCAUGGAUGUUCUUCGUCCUCGGAUGCUUCUUCACCAUGUGGGGCUUGUUCGCGCCCCUCAACUACCUCCCAGAGAUGGCCUCCCUACACGGAAUAACAGAUUUUGCGCAAUAUACCCUUGCCAUUGCAAAUGCUGGAUCGCUGGUGGGUCGAAUUGUACCAGGUUGGGCUAGUGAUCGGGUUGGACAGUUCAACACUAUGUGCCUGGUCACAUUCUUGUCGGGUAUCUUGGUCAUCGCAUUUUGGUUGCCUCUUGAAUUCCACCCCUCGAAGCCAGGAGUCGUCAUAUUCGCACUACUCUAUGGCUUCGUCAGUGGCGGGUUUGUAAGCCUAGGCCCUCCGUGCGUCGUUUCUCUUGCCGAUGGUCGAGUGGAUGAAAUUGGUUUAAAGUUAGGUGGCUUUUGCUUGGGCAUCGCGCUUGGAGCUCUGACUGGUUUGCCUAUCGAAGGUGCCAUCAAAGAUAAGGAGGGAGACACUUUCACGGGUCUCAUGUGCUUCUCAGGAGCUUCCAUGAUCCUCGGAGGAUUCUGUGUCCUGGCCGCCCGAAUUCAAAAAGGGGGCUCGCAGCUGUGGAAGAUAGUCUGA
Molecule: messenger RNA, 1323 nt
Organism: Dothidotthia symphoricarpi CBS 119687
Lineage: Eukaryota; Fungi; Ascomycota; Dothideomycetes; Pleosporales; Dothidotthiaceae
Product: MFS general substrate transporter
Exons: 3
Coding region: 1-1323 (440 amino acids)
Biological process (GO): transmembrane transport
Cellular component (GO): fungal-type vacuole membrane
Molecular function (GO): transmembrane transporter activity
Source: RefSeq, a predicted model, not a curated record